AGUCGCGGCUGCCCUGGCCCUGUGCAACCACCCGCCGCAGGGUCCACUCGCUGCAGCCCAGCCCACGCCCCCAUGAGCCCUUCUCAUUGGCUGAAGGCAUCCCCCCUGGAUUCUCAUAGGCUGCCCCACUUUUCCUCCGCCCCCCGCACGGACCGCGCGCCGAGCCAGCCAGGGAAGCUGCUCUAAGUCCCGGCCGUGGAGCAGAGGCUCGGCUCGGCGCUGCGAGAGGCGCGGGGCGCGGGGACCGGGGCAGCUGUUCCCAUCCCGGGACGCUCUUGUGGAGCCGAGCGUGGCAAAUGGGCGCAGGAGGAAGAGAGCAGGGAAAUGGACUGCUAUUUGCGCCGCCUCAAACAGGAGCUGCUCUCUGGCAUGGUUUCUGUUUUACCUUCCUGUCAUGCCUUCCAGCCAAGAGCAAGGGACUGUGAAGGUCCCCAUUCACAGGACUGCAGAAUGGGCCACUUGGCAAAAGCAGGGCCUUUUCCCGUUUCCGGCCCUGAACCUCCUUGCAGCUUCCCGAGGGGCUGAAAGGAACUGUGUGGGGAUCUUAUGUCCAUGAAGGAAGUGGGUGAUGGCUUACAGGACCAGAUGAACUGCAUGAUGGGUGCGCUGCAAGAACUGAAGCUUCUUCAGGUGCAAGCAGCACUGGAACAGCUGGAGAUCUCUGGGGGGAGUCCUGCCCCGGGCUGUCCCGAAAGCCCCCUGACGCAGCCCAGGCCGCUGCCAUGGGAGGGUGGCCCAGCCCCUCCCAGGCCUGCGGCAUGCUCCUCCUCAAACCAACCUGCUCUUGGCACGAAGCUUGCGUCCCGAAGGAGUGUCUGUGGGAGGGAUCUGGCCCCCCUGCCUGGAGCGGAGCUACCAGAGUGCCGGAGCUGUGCCCAGCAGGGGCCAGCGCCAGAACCGGAAGACUGGACCUCCACACUAAUGUCCCGGGGCCGGAAUCGACAGCCCCUGGUCCUGGGUGACAAUGUGUUUGCGGACCUGGUGGGCAACUGGCUGGAUCUGCCGGAACUGGAGAAGGGUGGGGAGAAGGGAGAGGCGGGGGAGGCCAAAGGGGAGAAGGGCCAGCCCCGGGAGCUGGGCCGCAGGUUUGCCCUCACAGCAAACAUUUUUAGGAAGUUCUUGCGCAGCGUGCGGCCGGACCGAGACAGGCUGCUGAAGGAGAAACCGGGCUGGGUGACACCCACGGUCUCGGAGCCCAGAGCUGCCCGCUCACACAAGGCCAAGAAGCGGAGCCAUUCCAAGGGCUCCGGACACUUCCCCUUCCCAGGCACUGCAGAGCCUAGGAGAGGGGAGAGUCCUUCCACAAGCUGCCCCAAGGCCCUGGAGCCCGCACCCUCGGGCUUUGAUAUUAACACAGCUGUCUGGGUCUGAAUCCUAGGGACAGAAAAGUGACUGAACUCAAAAGGUCCAGGGCCCAGUGAUGGGCCCUGGGAAGGAUGCAGGGCGGGUGUUAUGGCUUUCAAAAGCCUAACUCUGAGUUCCUUUUUCCCAGGAAGGAGGGAAAAGCAGCGAGUGUGUCUGGAGUAGGACUGACAGAAGCGUGGUUGGUGGAGGCUGUGGUGAGGGCUGGCUGGUGAGGAGGGGAGGCUUCCUGGACCCCACGGAAAGGGACAGAUUGAGAGAGUGGUGCUCCCUUUGGGGCUGCAGGUGACAAAGGGCAUGGGGGAGGAGACCAGGCAAUUCUGACAUUCCUUCACUGCCCCAAAGACCUCAGCUGUAUGGAUUGGGGCACUGGGGCCUUAGGUUGGCCUAGAGAGGCCCCCAAUAAAGAGCUUGGCUCUUGUGUCCCCAAGCUUAUAACCGCUGGCUUCGCUGGCAAAACUGCUCCAGGCACAGGCAUGAAACCCCAGCCCUCCUGGGACUGGGAUCAGCAGAGGAAACUUCCCACCCCGACCUCUCCCUGUUGGCCUUCAAGAUUUCAGCCCAUACCUGGAUCCUGGGACAUGGGCCGAAUAAGGAGUGUGAGUAUAAGGAGUACUUGCGAGCCCUGUCUUUUCAGAAGCACAGGAAAGAUAUCUGUAUAGCACUUUAAAGUUUGAAAGCCUUUUCAUGUCUCAUAUCUGUUAUCGCCUUUUGAGUAAGCAAGGAAGGCGGUUUAUCCCCAUUGUCCGGGGAGCAGGGCUGGCCGAAGGGCGGCCGCCGGGCCCUGGAGUCCCACGCGCUCAUCCGCACCCCGCCUCCAGCACCGAACCCCCCCGCCCCGCAGGACGCAGGCACUCGGGCGUUCACCAGCGAGGCCAAGGUGGGCGCAUUAGAAACACGCUGAUUUUUAGAUUCCCAGCUCCACCCUGCGAUCCGGCGGCGGGGAAGGCACCGGCUGGGGAAGGGCGGCAGCUCCGCUCCCUUCCAGAGGCGCCUGGAGCUUUCCUGGGGCGGCGCACGUGGCCCUCGGCGCCCCCCUGGGGAGCUGCCGGCCGCCCACGCCCGCGGGGAACGCCCGCUGCCUGGGAAGAGACCACGUGGGUCCCUGUUUGGGCCGGCCCGCCCUGGGAGCACUCCCCCUCGCCUCCCCUCGCCCCUCCCGACUGAGCUCCUCUCUGGCUGAUGGGGGGGUGGGGGGUGGUGACAGCUGCAAUUAGGGCAAGACGCCUUCCCGCCUUCGGCGCAUUAACAAAUUGGAGAAGAAAAAUAACAAGAAAGGCUCUUCCCGCAUCCUGGACCCCUGGAGACCGAGGUGGAGGAGGAGGCUUAGCGCGGCAGCAGCACAGCGGGAGUUGAGGGGCGGGUAGGAUCGCUCUCAGACCCCCACGCAGUCAGAUGGUUGACAUUUUUGUCGGUGGAAGCUACAAGGGGCAAGGUGCUAAUUUUAUUUAUUUCUCUUGAGCGCUCGCUAUCUGUCAGGCAGUGCGCACAGCUUGUAUUUCGAACUUCAGAAGGGCCCUAGAAAUUGCUGUCUUCCCAGUAAAUCGGUGGAAGCUUUUAGGGGGCAUCCAGGCUGCCCAGAUGAGGCUUCUGGCUAAUGGAAGAACCGGGAUUUGAAACAGGACUGUCCUGCAAAACGGCCUCGCCUUCUCUCCCUGGAGUUGGCCAGUGGAGGCAGCCCUUUCUGGAGGAGCAAGCCCCCACCCAUCCUUCCUGUCUCCCCACGGAACUCUGAUACUUCAGUCCUGCGGGAAGGCCUGUUGGCUGUGGCUGCCUUGGUGGUGGUGGUGGUGCUGUGUGUGUGUGUUCAGAAUGCGUGUGUGUGUGUGUGUGUGUGUGUGUGUGUGUGUGUGUGUGUGUGUGUGUUUGUGUGUGUGCUGUGAAGGUUCCUCCCACUGGGUGCUGGCCAAGUCACCAGCUCCCAGUCCGGAAUGAUUGCACAGGAAACAAAGUUCGCUCUUGGCCAUUUCUCUGUUUUGUGAACCAGUCAUAAUCCAGACCCAACGGAACAAAACUUUAUCAACAUCUGAAGGUCCAGAACUAAAAACAGCAAGGAAGAGGACCGGGUUCCUGGCUCAAGGGGCUCAGCAAGAUGAAACAACUCUUCGCCCAUCCGUUAGCCAGAAGGGAUCCCAGGGAAUAACUCAUUUUAAGAAAACAAUCAGGAGUGACGUUUGCUGCCAACACAAUUCCCAGGCCCGGGCACCGCCAUCUUUGUGUUCCUGCUCCCUUCUCACUUCGCUCUGGAAGCGGCUGCUGUUACUCUUACUCUGCAUGGAGAGGCUCAGGGAAGUCCAGCAAUUUGCCCAAGGUCACCGCCACAGGAGCUGGGACUGAAUUGGUCCCGACAGACUUCCAGUCUUGUGCUAUUCACACUCCCCCACGGAGUGUCCGGAUCUGCUCCAAAGCCAAGUCAAGAGGAACAACAACAAAACCUGUCCUCCCCAUAUUAUCCAUGCAUGGAUAAUAAAUGGAAUGCUUAUUGUCCAGUGGGGCAAUUUUGCUCUGGUCUUGACGAGGGCUGGUGUAAUGCCCUCAUCACUAGGCAUACUUUGCUAAUGAAAGACUAUGGCCAAUUCAUUUACCUCCCACUGGCCUCCCCCACUAAUUUUUUCUUUUCCCUCCUUUUCUGGGCUUUUGUCCUGACAGGAUGGAGACUAUAUUUCACUGAAGCUGAGGGGACAGGUGAUGGGAAUGUCUGGGGUCUAAGCGAUGUAGGUGGGGAGGAGGGGGAGGUAGUGGAAGUAAACAGAGGGAAAUUGACAGCUUAAUUCUGCCCCUGGGGCUCAUUUUAUGGUUAAUUAGGACAUGCAAAUAAGCUGGAAGCUCAUUUAAUACCCUCCCUGGCAUGGGGCCCCACCUCACACCUGGUCCACUUCCCCGGCAGGUAUGGGGGACCCCCUGAUUGACCUAGGCCUCUGCUCGGGCCCCCACCUGCUUCUCUGUGGUCAGUGUGUCUCUAGAUGCUCCCUGAUCAUAAACGGAGCCAGAAGAGUUCUUACUGGGCCUGCCUGAUCUCCUUCCUUCCUUUCUCUUUCCAAUCCUUCAGAUCUGGGACCCCUCUUUCCCAGAGGGCAGAGGGCCACACCCCAAAACCUUCCCUGAACCCAAGCUUGCCCAGAAGAAUAAGACUUGGUUUGGCUCCGUCCCCACUACAUCCCCCUUGCUCACCGUGGGGGAGGGGCCAUCCCUGUCUUUCCCAAAUCACACCAUUUCCUACAGGGCCUCCCUAAAAGCAAAAGCCCAGCUUUCGCCUUUGGGAAGCAGGGGCCUGUCUCCAGCUCUCAGUGCUGGACCUCAGGUCCACUCCCUGACCCAGAGUAGUUAAGGCACUUCUGCCAAUACCACGGAAUGAGCCCUGGAUUUCGAGUCCAACAGGAUUUUCUGACCCUAUCAGCUUAAGCAUGUUAGCUUGACCUCUGAGCCUCGUUUUCUCAUCUAUGACACGGGGAUAAUGCAAGCCUGCUGGAGAUCUAAAGGACAGAGUGUGCCCUGUCUAGAACAUGGCAGCAGCUCUGUGCCAGACCACCUGACCUUCAGUCCAGGGGCUAACCACGUGUCCCCCGAGCAACCCCGCUGAAACAAAACAAAAACAACAAUGACAAAAAAACUUCCAUGGAGGCUCGGUUUCCUCUUCUGUUAAAUGUAUACCGGCCCUCCUCACAGGACUGUAGCAAGGAUCAAACAAUAGUUUUCUCUAUUGUAGAGAAGACAAUGUACAAUGUUUUUGUAUGUUGUAAAAAUAUUACCCAGGUGGGCUGUGUCUUGCCCAACGGCGAA
Molecule: messenger RNA, 5142 nt
Organism: Suricata suricatta (meerkat)
Lineage: Eukaryota; Metazoa; Chordata; Mammalia; Carnivora; Herpestidae
Gene: INKA2
Product: inka box actin regulator 2
Exons: 3
Coding region: 547-1371 (274 amino acids)
Cellular component (GO): nucleus
Molecular function (GO): protein kinase binding; protein serine/threonine kinase inhibitor activity
Source: RefSeq, a predicted model, not a curated record